CGCUGCUGCGUAAAUCAUGUCAACAACAUGGUAACGAUGCUAUAACUUGCUGAAUUUAUAUAAUAAUACUUAUUUUGCUGUCACUUCCAACCUUAAAAAAGAUUAUGUCAGCCCGAGAAAUAAUUACUCUACAGAUUGGCCAGUAUUCAAAUUAUAUUGGAACCCACUGGUGGAAUUUACAGGUAACUUAAGAACUCAAUUAACUUUUACAACCGAAUUUGAAUUAGUAAUUCAAUCUAGGCAGUCUAGACCUAGGCCCUCUAGGACUAGUCUAUGAUACUAUGACUAUAAGUAGUGUUUCAAACUCAAAUUGACUGUUACUUUAUUAAAUUUUAACCGUCGGUCACUUUUUACUUAUCAUUGUUAAAAAUUUAACUCUUUAAAAAAAAACAGCUGAAGAAAUUUUAAAAUUUUUUAAAGAAAGUUACAUCAAUUAAAAUGGCAUUAUUUGAAAUAUAGGCGUGGGACUGAGUCUGGGUUCCAGCUUGUGCAAUAGCUGGAGCUCAUAUGAGAGUAUAGGAUUUUAGCCAGGAUAAAGGCUAUAUAUAGCAUGACUUGACAGUGCAUUUCUGCAUUGUGGAUUUACAGAGAAGCUUUGGCUUUGGCCAUCGGCAUCAAAAUAUGUUGGCUCUCGCUGCAAGUAUCCAAGAGUAUGUAUAAUUUAUAAACUUUAUAAGAUCUGUCUCAUCCAAUGAAUUAAAACAAUAUUGAUUCUAUGAUAGUUUCUUUUGAUACAACACCCAAAAGCAACUUCAACAGAAUACCACUGAUAAAUUUUUCGGUGUAUUGUCAGAGAUAAGCAGUUUUAAUUAGAACAGGGUUAUCAUUUUUUUUUCUUAACAUAAAAUUUUAGUUAACAAAGAAAUCAUCAUACUUUUCUUCAGUAAAUUAUUUACCAGAUUUUAGUUGAAUUUAUCUACAAUUUUUGAAAGAGUAAAUGGUUCUUUAUUAUCAUAUAUAUGAAAACUGUUUGGAAAUACAAAUCUAUUUGUUUAGUCCUACCAAUAUGUUCGUAUGAACGAUACAAAUUUUAGUGAGACACAAAGCAUAAGUAUAAAGAUAAGCCUGGCCGCUGAAAAAAAAGUUUUCGCAACACUGUUAGUAAACAUUUAGAAUACAGGCCUAUUUCAAUGAUGGAUCAGUCCAUUUAAUAUAUUUUUCUUCUACUAUUUUGAAACUUAAAAUAUUAUGUUAUCUCUCCUGUUUUUAAUUUUUAGGAAUCAACUUUUGUCUAUGAUUCAAAACUUCUUGAGGAACACCCUAAAGAGGUUAAUCAUGAUGUUCUUUACAGAGAAGGAAAAACUUUAAAGGUAAAGUUUUCCACAGAAAGACAUAUUAACAAUGUAAUAUAUAACAAGUGACACAUUAGAAAAGAUUAAUUUAAUACAAAUAUUCAAGGUUCCAUUAAAACAUUUAAAGAUUUACCUCGUGGAAAGAUUUUAAAAACUGCUUGCUGAUGAUUUAACCAUCAAAAAGGCUGAUUACAUUCUGAUUAAUCAGUGCAAUCUAAUGUCAAAUUCUUCUAUUUUUUGGUAAUCUUAGCUUAAACAUAUGGUUUAAUUUCUUAAAACAUUUCACAGUUGGACAUGAGCUGCAUGCUAUUCUUGAUAUUCUACAAUUUAAAAAAAAAAAGUAAUAUUAAUUAACAGAAAAAAAGGAUGUUCUUUCAAUGUUUGACCCUUUUUAUUGUUCAUUCUGUCAUACCGUAGAACAAGCUGCCAGACAACAUGUUUAAUGAGUAAACUAUGAAACUGACAGCUGUUUCAUAUGUUUUAUCACAUCUAAACAUCAAAAUGCACAAAAUAGGACUUAAGCUUUUAUAACUGGUAUUGUGGUGUAUUGAAAUCAUUUUUUCAUUUAAAAUUAGGGUGAUGUGACAUACACACCUCGUCUUGUUCUGUUUGACCUAAAUAACAGUCUGGGAACUCUUAAGAAAGAUGGCACACUUUAUGAUUUUGGAGCUGAAGAGAACAUAAAUUGGUACUUACUGAUUCUAAACAGCAGUUUUCUUUUGAAAUUGUAGAUUAGACUUAGACUACAUUUAUUUAAAUUUAGAAUUCCAGAAACGCAUAAUUUCCAUAAUGUUAUUUUAUUAUCUGGUACCGGGUAAAUUUAUAGAUUAUUCAAUUAAAUUUUAUCUUAAAUCUACUGUUACUUAACAAAUCUAGAAGUGUAUGCAAAAAUCAAUUCAGUUUGUUGUUAAUUUUUAAAUUUCAGGCUUGGUGAUGUCACUCUACAUCAAGCACCUGGCAUUAAUAAAAAUAAGUUUCUUAAAGAUCUUGAUGAGGUAUUUUAUUUAAGAUUUUCAAAAAAAUUCUAAGUUUAUUGUAUUCAACAGUCCAUGUUAUUUAUUUUUAGCAUAAUGUCAAAUUGGUUCAGUUCAAGUAAUGCUACAAUAUAAACAUAUUUUUUCUUAAAUUUCUUAAAAUAAAGUUUAAAUGGCAUACAUAAUUUAGUGCUAUUUUUGGGAAAAUAGAUGCUAAAGCAAAUAGAAUAUCAUUUUUGUAACAUAAUUCAUUGGAUUUUUAUGAUAAAAAAAUAUUUGUCAAAUCUGAAAAUCAAUAAUCUAUUCCAGGAAGGUUCUGGAUAUACAAUAAGUAUUUUACAAUUCUACGUAAAUUCAAUUAUUUUAAACCAGACCCUUGAGACUUAAAAAUAAUAUAAUUUUUUUUAAACCUUCUGGGUUCAAAGGGAAAAGAAUUAUUAGUAGUUCUUUUCUUGGUUAAGUGAAAAUGCAAAUAUUCAUUUUGGUGCCUCUAAAGAGUAGGGGGACUAAUUUUAAGAAAAAAAUAUCAGUAAAUUUUGUCCUUAUGAGACUUUUGAUGCUUAAUGUGGCCUUAGAUUAGUGUGAAUGCACUUUUUAUAAUUUUAUUUUGUAGGAAUUUGAGAACUAUAGAGGUGAGGAUGGAUACAAACUAAGAAAAGGUGAUGAUGAUGAAACAGAUGAAAUAGGUAAAUUUACACUUCCAAAUAUUUAACUUAUGUUCCUGAGUUGUUUUUUUUCCUCUAGAAAAUGAAGUUCCUUUUUAGGUUUUGUUUUUCCAGAUAAGUUGUAGCAUUAACAGUAAGGUAACAACAGUCCGAAGGUUUGCAAGCUCUUAUUAGUAAAUUUAAGACUUUGAAUUAAGUUGAUCAGUUUGCUAUUGAACAUAAUAAAAGGUCCCUGUUACAUGGUCUCAUGAACAAAAAGUGCUUGGAAAAUGAACAACCAUUCCACUAGAUGUUGUAGCUCCAUGAGCCACCAUGCACAGUAACUUUAUGAAGUGGAUGGUCCUCACAUUGCUGUUUGCAAUCAUUGUAAAAAAAAAAAAUAGAAGAGAAAAAUCUGAACUGCUCAGUUUCAAUUCUGUAUCUGAUUAUCUGAGGCAAUAUUGAUAACGUCAGAUAAGACGUGAAAUUAGUCUGGCUUUUUUUUUUUUCCAAAGUACAUUCAAUUUCUUACAUAGAGUUUCAGCAUACACUUGAUUCACUCACAAUUUUUUUAAUACCGGUACAUUGUACAUUAAGAAUGAAAAAUUAGUAUAUUUUUAAAAAAAAAAAAAUAGAAAAGAAAAAGCUGAACUGCUCAGUUUCAAUUAUGUAUCUGAUUAUCUGAGGCAAUAUUGAUAACGUCAGAUAAGACGUGAAAUUAGUCUGGCUUUUUUUUUUUUCCAAAGUACAUUCAAUGUCUUACAUAGAGUUUCAGCAUACACUUGAUUCACUCACAAUUUUUUUAAUACCGGUACAUUGUACAUUGAGAAUGAAAAAUUAGUAUAUUUUUGUGAGCGCAGUACAACAUUUUAAAAGGAUCAAUUGGGCUUAAGUUAAUAACAUUUUAAAAUUGUUACAAUUUUAAUAGGAAAUUAUUUUUUUUCUUCCUUAAUUUAGAGACCAGACAAGAAUGCUCAGCUGUGAAAGUAGAAGAUCCAGUGUUUGGAAAGAAGUACUACAAUCUUGAUAAUGAUGUACAUGUAUGGUCUGAUUACAUGCAUACAGCUCUACAUCCCCGUUCUAUUUUUCUUUUGAAAGAUCAUCAACACAAUAAGUAUGUGUAAUUUUAAAUUCUAGGAUACAUGCUUUGACUUUUAUUACAUAAAGAUAUAAUGGACAUAAUAUAUAUAUUAUACAAAUAUAUAUGUAUAACUUAACUUAUUGUUGGUGUAAUUUCCAUACAAUACCAGUAAUUUAAAAAAAAAAACUAUUAAAAGACCACAAAUAUCCUCUUCCAGCCCAGAAACACCAUUUAACAUUUUUGGUCUGGGCCAGCAAGUAAGUCGAGACAGAGAACAGUGGGAUGAAAUUGAGGACAGAGUCCGCUAUUUCACAGAAGAAUGUGAUCAGUUGCAGGUAGUGAAUUCCUUUUUUAUGUAUCUCCUAUCCUUAAAAUCAGGGGUGUCAAACUCAAUUGCUCAGCGGGCCAAAACUCAAAUUACAUGUAAGGUUGCGGGCCGAACAGGAUAAACAUUCAAGAAGCGGAAAAUUAAUAUUUAAAAAAAAACAUUAUAUAAAUGAAAACAGAAAAAAGUUUUAAUAAUUAAAAAUCAUUGGCAUACUUGGUACACAUUUUCUUGGCUACAAAAACGAGGAAGCUCGUUCAUGUUGGGAGUAACGUUCUGUGUCAUUGAGAUUCUCAUGAUGGACUGCAAGUGUUGAUCAGUGAGACGACUCCUGUAUGAUAUUUUGUUAUUCUUCAUCACGGAAAACAACUGCUCACACAUAUAUGUGCUACCCAACAUGCUCAAAGUUUGAGCCGCACGUAGACGAAGCUGGGGCAUCUCUUCAGGAAUGAAAUGAGUGAACUGUGCAGGCCCCACUGUGUCAUACUUUGCCUUUAGUGUACCAUUACACAGCAGCUCUGUUUAGCUCCAUCUAAAAAUUUACAGGUGCAGUUUCCACUUCUAUGACAAAUGGGUUACGAAACAGCUCAAAAUUACAUUUCUGUGCUUCAAAGUCACUAAAGCGCCAUGCGAACUCGGUGCGAGGUAAGCUAAGUUUUUAAUCAAAGUGUGCAUUGGAAACACCAUGGCGUUGACUUGGAUAUAAUUGUACGCCAUUCAAGACCGCGCGGGCCUGAUAUAAUUGUACGGCGGGCCGGAUGUGGCCCGCGGGCCUUGAGUUUGACACAUGUGCCUUAAAUAAAAUAUCUUAAUACAUGCUAACUCUGUCUUUUACUCAACAAUAAAAUACAGCUAACACAUGAUAUGUGAACUGAACAUUGUUUGUCAAUAAUCAAUCAGUAGUUAUGAGAAAUUUUUUUUUAACAAUCAAAGAAAGAAUUAUAAUUACUGGAAAAAUAAAUUGCUCAGUGUGAUUGGUGUCAAGGACACUAUAAAAGUUUGUAACGCCUAAGUGGGUGGAUGCCAUUGUAACAUCUGUGUAUAGUUUUAGAUACUAAGGAUACUGAAAAAGUUCACUGGUAUUGGUAUAAGAUAACUGUUUGUUCAAUUGUUGGCAGUACUAUUUGAUUACAAAUGACUAAAAUGAGAUUUAUUAAUUGACUUUAUUUGUCCUGUUUUUUUAAUUAGGGUUUUCACAUUCUGCUUGAUAGUCACAAUGCAUUUGGAGGUUUGGCCUCAUCAAUAUUAUCAUAUUUAUCUGACGAAUAUUCAAGCAAAUCAAGGCUGAGCUUUGCAGUGACUCCAGCACAACCACCAGACAAGGUAUUCAUUUAUAAAUAUAUUUGUAUUUUGGAAUUUUAAAGCAAAUCAAUUUAUAGUGACUCCAGAUAUAUACCGGUACCGUUAAUUCCCUUUAAAUAUAUUUGAAAAGUAAUUUGGCGAUUCAAGUUUUUGGGACAACUUACUUUCUGUUAACAAUUUGUAGCAGCUUGUCUUGUGGAAUAAGUAUAAAAUGAUAGCAAUGGAAUUUGAAUAGAUGUGCACUCUUAUUUUCAGAAUGCAGCAGAGAGAUCUGCUAGACUUUUGAACAGUGCACUUAGUCUUUGUGAUUGCUCUGAGUCUAGCUCAUUGUACAUUCCACUUUCACUGGCUUCAACACUCUGGAAAGCUGUUGGCGCACCCUGUAAAUUUCCACAUCUGCAGUAUAAAGUAAGAUGCUUAUCUUUUGAGCUGAGCUUGUUUUACAAAUUUUCUCAGAAAACUAGAGCCAGUUAUUGAUGAUUUAAUUAAUGAUAAUGUUUCGUAUUUCCAUUGAAAAUGAGGAAAUACAAUUAUGUUAGCUCAAGAACAGAAAAAUAAGUAAUGACCAAUUUUAAGAAGCACAAUGCUUUUUAACAGCGUCUGUAUUUUAACAAUUUAAACUUAACCAUUUAAUAUUGUUUUUUUUUUUUAAAGUACCAUUAGUCAAACUUCUUAAGGCCUUUAAUUUUAAAUGCUGAAGACCGUUAGCUAAUGAAGUUUUCAGUACUAACACUCAGAUGAUUUAUUGUCAUUUUGAAGUAAGACAUACCACAGAGCUCUUAAUGGUAAAUAAGAAACAAAAUGUUCAUUCUUCUGCAACAUAUAUUGCUUGACUCAAUUGUAACAAAGUGCUUUAUUUUCAUAUUUUUCUGUGUAACAAAUUUAAUGAUAAAAAUUAAAUGUUUUUUUGAGUCUUUGUUUUUAAAGAUUAUAUAUUUUUUAUUAUUAAGAUUGUUUUCUUCCAACAGGCUCAUUUAGAUUACCAUACAAGUGCCAUUUUAGCUGCAAGUUUAGACACAACCACAAUGCCGUAUAGAAAAGAAAAAGAACCUGGGCGCAUCAGUGAUCUGACAUCUUCAUUUAGCAUGAUUGGUAGAAAAGUAAUUACAAAUUAUUUAAAAUAAAGGCAGCACAUUAUUAUUAUAUUUGAGACUUUUUUAAAAUCAUCUUUGUCUUAAAUUGUGGUUCUACAUAUACUAUAUUUGAGAUUUAUAAAUGAUUUUUUAAGUUUUUGGGUAUUUCAUAAAUUUCAUGUUGAAUGGUUUUAUUGAAAAUGAUGUACAUUUUUAUAUAAUUAAAAAAAAAAACUGAUAUUAUUUAAAAGAAAUUACAUUAAGAUUCAUUUAAAAAAAAUACUUUUUACUCUCACGUGUUAAUUUUUUUUUUAAGGUGUCUGCACUUUAUACCAGCCUUCCAUAUCACAUUCAAACUGGAAGUUCUUUUGCUGAAUCUCUUAUUGAACAUAAAGGUAGCCAGCCAUGGUGUUCUGUAACCCCACAUGUGAAGAAUUCAUCAAACCCUUGGUUUCAGUCUUGUGUUGUUCGUGGAAUUUCCCCUCGAAUGCAGAAGAGGUAUGCUGGAAAAAAACAUCAGAUCCUUCCUUAUUUCUCUAUCCAUUUUGUUGCAUAGAGUCAUAGAGUAUUUAGAGUAUUUUAGUUCAUUUUCUCUAAAAAACUGAAUUUUAACUUUUACUAUAGCUAUGCAUGUAAUCUAGUUUGAUGAUACGAUAGCUACAACUUGCUUUCAUUCUCAUGCAAAAAUAACAAAAUGAAUUACAUAGCACUUUUUUUUACAGUGAAUCCCAGCACCGUGGAUCAGCCUUGCAUUUUUCCCCUAGCACAAGUGUUCAUGAUAUUAUUAAGCAGUACCUCUCAGAGAUGUAUCCAGAUACUCAAAAGUAAAUAAUAUUUAUUUUUAUUUAAGUAUUAUGUAGUACUGUGUAACGGGGUGGCAUUGCUUAUAUUUUGCCUUUAUGAAUAAUUUUCACAUUAACUUAUCUAAAAACUAACACAAAAAUGCUAAUGCACAGAGUGAAUACCUGCAUAUUGUUGUUAUAGUUCAAUUAAGUCAUAGUUUUAUCAGGUUAAUUUGAUAAUUAAGGUUUUUAGAGAUUUUUCAAUCCAUGGAAAAAUGGGUUGACUUUGGACUUUUAAAUUAAAAGACAGCACAAUGCAUGUAGAAAUUAUAAAUACAAACAAAUAAGGUCAUUCUCUUUUCUAUAUUUACAAUUGAUCAUAAUAUUGUAUUGUAAUGAAAGGUAGGGUUAAAAUAAUAACACCAGUUCACUUCAAAAAUGAUUCUAGGUGAUCUUUUUUCUUUUGAGGCAAACCAUCAUAAGUUUUUUCAUUUAAAUUAUGAAUUUGUCAUAGUAGACUUUUCUUUCGAGGUAAACUUUCAUUAAAAUCAUAGGUUUUGUCAUUUAAAUUAUGAAUUUGUCAUAGUAGACUAACUGUAAUGUCUUUCCAAUUACCUCAGCUUAUUAUAUCUUUGGUAAACAACAUCCUGAUCUCAUUUUACAAAAUCCAUUCACCCAGUCAUCUCAGGGUUUUUUAUCCUAGAAUCGUUUCACCACAAUUUCACCUUCGUCACCAUUGGUCAAUAAUAAAAAAAAUUUAGGCCCAAUGUCAAUUUUUUCUAGUUGAGGUAUUCCUAAAUCGAAUCAUGUUUGUUGGUGCUUUACUAAGUUUACUGUAAUGCUCCAGACAGAGAGAUUGUCCUCCAGUUGUUUUCUUGUGGCUACAUUAACAUUUACUAAGUUCCAAGAGUUCUCAAAUCAGUGGUGUCUUUCACUUUUAGAUGACUUCUAUAGGCCUAGUGGUAGAUUAACUCUAACAAUUCAUCAUUAUCAUUAAGCUUAGUGUCUUCAGGACAGUCUCUAUUGCUAAUGUUAAUAGGCAUUCUCUUGUUAAGUCUUGGCAUGAUGAUCUGGAAAAAAAACAACAGAAAUCAAUAAAAAUCAAUGUUUCAGUCCUUGGGGUGACUUUGCCCUAUGCUGUGAAUGAAAAGCAAUAAAGAUUUGUUAAACUUAACUAACAAUGUAAUGAACCCUUUUAUCCUUGAAAUUUAUACAAAUUAAAUGCGUAGGGAAAUAAAUUGUAAUAACUUAAAAUGAAAGUUUAAACUCACCUAAAUCAGCAAAAUACUGGUACCCGGUAUCGAUGUCCAGAAUCUAAGAGUAAUAAGAGCUCCAACAGUCAAAUCUUAGGGUUUGGCAAGGUAUUAAUAAUAUUGAAAUUGUUGGACAUAAUUGAAGUAGACAAAAGACAUUAUAAUAUUAGGUAAGCUCAAAUCAGUAUGGUCAUCUCACGUAAUCACCAUACAAUAUAUAUGAUAAUUCAUACCCGACGGUUGCGACUAAAUACGUCCUUGGGGAGCUCUGACGCAUUGCAUCACACCUCUCUCGUUUUUAUUUAAAAAUAGUAUCCCUCGAGACUUGCUGUUAUGGCGUGAUUUUAAAAAACUGAAGUUUUUAUGUUGUUUCACUUUCAUUUACUUUCAAUCUGUGUGUGCUUUAGUACAGCAUGUCUAUAUCUAGCACAUUAUCAUCCAAGGUGCCAAAAAUCGAUUUUUUAGUCAUUGCGUGUUAUUUAUUUGCUGUCAAUGUUAUAUUUUUAUUAAACCUAAUCCAUUUUUGGAUUUAUUAGUCUAUAAUUCAUUAAUAGUAAUUAAUAUUUAGCAGCUAAAAAAUAUUUUAGGAAAUGUAAAUAAAUGGCAAAAGGGAGUUGCUUCCCUUUUGCUCAGGACUAUAAAUUAAGUAGGGUACUGAAAUAUCACUGCCAUCAGCAAUGAGUUAAUUGAACUAUUUUGACAAUUAUUUAAACCAGGCCUGCACAACAUACGGCCCACGUGCCGCAUGCCAGCACUCACUUUGUGGCCCGGUAAAUAUUCUUUAUUCUUAUUAUUUUCUUAAUAGCAUCCCCCUCGUCCAAUUCUCUUUUUGCCCGCACAAGUCCUGUCCUAUUUUCUUUUGGCCCGCACAAGUCCUGUCCUUUUUUUUUUUGGCCCGCACAAAAGCUUUUAAUAAAGUAUUACGGCCCGUACAAGUUUUUCAUAAAGUAUUAUGGCCCGCCUUACAUUCUGAGUUGUGCAGGCCUCAUUUUAUUUAAACCUCAGUGUCAGUAGAUUUGUUUUUUUGUAUUGGAGAAAAAAAAGUGUUCCUCGAGAAGUCAGUUUUUGUUAGCCUUUUUGGUGGGUAGGAGUGUGAGUUUUUAUUAGCCUUUUUGGUGGGUAGCAGUGUGGGGUAGCAAAUUCUUUUUUUACUGUUCUAAUUUGGAGUUCAUUUUUCUCAGUGCUGGAUUUGUUUUGAGAGAUGGGAUAAAUGUUGGUGCACCAUUUCCACACAUCUUUGCCCCAUAUGUCAACUAUCAGGGUUUAAUAACAGACUCAAAUAGAUUUCCAUUCAGUGGUAAGUGGUUUAUGUUAUGACACAUUUUAAUUAUGUUAAUGUUAUAAAUUGUAAAAGAUAUUUGGGAAGCUGUGUGGGGUGGAAUUAAUGUCAUACCUAAAAAGCCCUCUUCUCCCUCCUGUGUCAUAAUGGCUGACUGAAUAAUGAUUGAAUAGAGAAAUUAACAGACAGGGCUAGUGUGAGUCCAGACUUUAAAAAAAAAACACAUUCUAAAUGAACAAUACUUGGAAAGUUGUGGACUUAAACAGAUACCGGUACAACAAAUGAAAUUACUGUACAGCCAACAGAAAAUUAAUUAAUUUUGUUUAUGAAUAAAUGUUUGCCUAAAUUUAAACUUAUGAAAAUAGUUAAUAAUGAUAUAUUAUUAUUUUGUACAUAAAUAAAACUCAUAAUUAAUUUUUGUUAUAACAGGUGUUGAAACAGCACCAAUUGUGACAUCACUACAGUCCAAUGCUGAAAUUCGAUGCUAUAUUGACAGCUUAGAAAGUACUGUAUCAAAAUUUAAUUUAGCUCGGCAUCAGCACUUCAUAGAUGCUGGGUUAGAGCCAGAGGAAUUUGCUGAAUCUAUAAAUAGUUUGAAAGAUUUGGCACAGUGCUAUAAAAAUUAGUUUGAAAUUGUUUCUGGAUCAACGGUGGUCACACAUUUUAACCCAGUUCAGCCCAGCUACUUUAGACAUCUCUCAAAGAAGCAUACAUGUUAUUUUCUAAAAAGAGUAUGUCCUUGCAAGAAUAGCAUCAAACUUUAGUAGUUGUGCUGUAUGGGAUCUAGGUUGCUAAGCACCCUCCAUGGGAAUACUACAGCAGGGGUCUCAAACUUGUGGCGUGGGCCAUUUGCGGUCAACUAGACGAUAUUUUGCGGCCCGCGACAUGACAGCAAAGUUUAAUGUUAAUGCGGCUCGCGCGUUUUUCCCAUUCUCAUAUCUAUAAUGUGACCCUCCGCGACGUUUUCAUUAGAACCUCACCAACUAGUCUAAUUCUGAUUUUUAUUAUGUUUGUAUUGUAUAGAUUUGGACUUUGAUGUUAAUGGUAAAAACCCUUUUAAAAUCAGACUAAACGUUUUUAAUUUGUAGCAUUUUAUGUGACAAACAUGGCCGAGGUUUUGAGAAAACGCGCUUCGAAUAUUAUAUAUACAUCUUUCAAAAUUUUAACAUGUCAAUUAGUGGGUAAUGCACAACCAUAAUUGUGUAAAUCUUAACAAUCUGACACAGUAUAAAAAAAUCCCUACUAAAAUUCCCGCUAAUGUUUACGAGUGAGGGAAAUUCCGAACAUGUCAGCUUGGUCACUUGCGCUGUCAGGUCUCUGGCAAUAAGCAUUUGGAGGAAGAAAGUGAAGCCUAGUUCUUGAGAACCCUUAAUAUUUUUAUUUGUUAUUACUAAAGGUUGAGCAAAUUGUAACAGUUUUACUUUAUUGAAUUUGUGUAAUAUUUGAUGCGGCCCAGUCUCACUCAGACUCUGCCUCCUGCGGCCCCUGGUGAUUUGAGUUUGAGACCCCUGUGCUACAGCCAUGGUGAGUAAAGGGCCUAAACUAAUUUGGCAGGAAGUAGCUUGUGGGAGAUGUUAGGGUGCAAAUCGGCAGGAAUGAUUUGAAGUUCCUGGGAAAGGUAUUAUGGUGGACUGUAGUCAAGUUUGUAAAAAUUACAUAAGUACACUUUUCUAGUGGUAGUAGUAGGCAGUUACUAUUUCUUUGAUAGUGACUCAUCUCCAAGUUAGAUCUUUUCUGCAUCUGUUUAAGUAACAUUUAUUUUAUUUGUUCAUUGUUUUGCCCUUCAGAUAACAUCGGUUUUUAGUCAUUCAUCAGCCAUUACAACACCUUUGGUGUGCUUGUCUCCCUUGGAAAUGGGAAUGCCUAGAAAAGUGGCCGACCCCCUGUUUUUAGUGUAGAGCCAUUUUUAUAAAUUAUAUCUGUUAAGAAAAUAUUUUGGGAGCCCAAGGCAGGGGCAGAUUGUUUAAAUAUUAUUUAAUAUUGUCAAUGGUUGCCAACCACUGGCCUAUACCAAUUUAAUCACUGAUUAGCAUUUUUAUUACAAUGAAAUAUGCUUUUGCAUUUAUAAUAGCUUGGUCUGUUUUGAUUUUUUAAAAAUUUUGAAUAAAAAAUGUGAUUUGUUAA
This is a messenger RNA of Lymnaea stagnalis (great pond snail), 12129 nucleotides long. The record is from the annotation of a GenBank genome assembly. NCBI's taxonomy places the organism in Eukaryota, Metazoa, Mollusca, Gastropoda, Lymnaeidae.